UUAGAGCAGAAAUGUUUUUUUUGACACAGGCCCAGGCCCUGUCCAAGUCUAAGUGCCUUCUCAUCACCGCAGCCCAAUGCGGAUCCCUUCUGCGACACUGCGGCACCACCCGCUCCCUCACCAACACCAAGAAACUCCACGCCCACACCAUCACUUCCGGCCUCCUCUUCUUCGACCACUCUGCACGCAUCCGUUCCAACCUCAUUGCUACAUAUGCCCUCUGUGGAGACGCAACAAAUGCGCGUCUUCUAUUCGACGAUUUACCUCGAAGAAACUCUUUGUUAUGGAACGUCAUGAUCAGGGUCUACUCCCAGAACGGUCUAUCAACUCUCGCACUCCACCUGUUUGUCGAAAUGCUCUCUUCUGGUCACAAUAACCCUGACAACUUCACCUUCCCUUUUGUCCUUAAGGCCUGUGCUGAAAUGUCGUUGCUUAACAUGGGUAUGUCCAUCCAUUGUCGAGCAUUGGCCACUGGGUUUGAUUCAGAUACUUACGUACAGAAUUCUUUACUGACGAUGUAUAUGAAUUGUGGCAAAACGGAGAUGGCCAGGCGGGUUUUUGACCGAAUGAAGGAGCAGACUGUGGUUUCUUGGAACACGAUGAUAAAUGGGUACCUUCGGAAUGGGAUGGCUGAGGAAUCUGUAGCCAUUUUUGAUUGGAUGAUUGAUGUGGAUGAGAAGCCUGAUCAUGCCACCUUGGUCUCUGUGUUACCUGCUUGUGCUCACUUAAAGGAUUUGCAGCGAGGGAGGGGGGUUCAUGAUUUGCUAGAGGAGAAGGGAUUGGGGAAUUACAUUCCUGUGAAGAACUCGUUACUGGAUAUGUAUGCGAAAUGUGGUAGUUUGGUUGAGGCCAGACUUGUCUUUGAUGAGAUGGGCGAGAGGGAUGUGGUGUCAUGGACGGCCAUGAUUGUAGGUUACCUUUCGAAUGGUGAUGCAACAAGUGCUUUAGCACUUGGACAUCGGAUGCAACUGGAGGGGGUAAGACCUAAUUCGGUAACCUUGGUAGCUCUCCUAUCUGCUUCUGCCAGUUUAUCGACUCUGAAGCAUGGUAAGUGCUUACAUGGGUGGGCGAUAAGGUGCAGGCUUGAAGCAGAUGUUAUGGUGGAGACUGCCCUGAUUGACAUGUACGCAAAGUGUAACCAUAUGGACCUAAGCUUUCGAGUUUUCAUGAAAGCUACAAGAAAAGGAACAGUGCCAUGGAAUGCCCUUAUCACAGGGUAUGUUCAUAACAGACUUGCAGACAAAGCAAUAAAACUUUUCAAACAAUUGUUGAUGAAAGAAGGGGUCUACCCAGAUGGUGCAACCUUGAUUAGCCUCCUUCCUGCUUAUGCUGAUCUGGCUGAUCUGCAGCAGGCCAAAAACAUACAUUGUUACUUAAUCAGUUCUGGAUUUCAUCCAAGUGUUGAAACUGCAACUGGUUUGAUUGAUAUCUACUCAAAGUGCGGAAGCCUUGAUUUUGCCCAUGAACUCUUCAAUAAGAUCCCAGAAAAAGCUAAGGACACUGUAGCAUGGAGUGCCAUCAUAGCUGGGUAUGGACUGCAUGGCGAUGGUGGAGCUGCAGUUUCACUUUUUUAUCAGAUGGUGCAGUCUGAGGUGAAACCUAAUGAAGUCACCUUCACAUCUGUUUUGCAUGCUUGCAGCCAUGCAGGGAUGGUGGAUGAGGGCUUACGUUUGUUCAAAUGUAUGAUUGACGAUCACCGAAUGAGACCUCGAAAUGAUCACUACACUUGCAUUGUUGAUCUUCUUGGCCGUGCAGGUCGACUAGAGGAGGCUUACGAACUGAUUAAAAUGAUGCCAUUUGAGCCCAGUCAUGCUGUAUGGGGUGCUCUAUUAGGUGCCUGUGUAAUACAUGAAGAUGCCAAGCUAGGAGAGGUAGCUGCAAAGCAACUUUUUGAGCUAGAGCCAGACAAUACAGGAAAUUAUGUGUUAAUGGCCAAGAUUUAUGCUGCUGCAGGAAGGUGGCAAGAUGCAGAAAAUAUAAGAAGUAUGAUGAGUGAAAUGGGAUUAAGAAAAACACCAGCUCACAGCUUGAUUGAGGUUAGAAGUGGAAUUAACGCAUAGUGAUGUCUCUUGCUGACUAAAAGUGUUUCCACUGAAAGCCAAAACGCUCCAGUGAUGAAUCAAGGUGGAUUCCUGGAUUGGAGAGUGUUGGUAGGACACUAGCUAUAGAAGAACAAAUUUGACGAGCAACAAAAGAUCCACUACCUGUGGACUUAAUCUGGUAGGGAAACAUUGUGUUUGUUUAUGGAUCUUUACCAUGAACCCAUAAUAUCUUUGUGAGCCAUUGGAGCCAUGGUACGAUGGAGUGAUUUUCUUCUUAAUGGCACUCAGGAGUUGAGUCCAUCCAGGGGUUACUGCCAAGGUGAUCGAGGUUGUGACAAGAGGCGGCAAGGCAAACCCAGCAAAG
Telopea speciosissima is the source of this 2406-nucleotide messenger RNA. RefSeq names its product pentatricopeptide repeat-containing protein At5g39350-like. Gene Ontology annotation, biological process: RNA modification. Gene Ontology annotation, molecular function: RNA binding; protein binding. The record is from RefSeq and is a predicted model, not a curated record. The coding region runs from base 12 to 2060 and encodes 682 amino acids. The transcript has 5 exons. NCBI's taxonomy places the organism in Eukaryota, Viridiplantae, Streptophyta, Magnoliopsida, Proteales, Proteaceae. Gene Ontology annotation, cellular component: intracellular membrane-bounded organelle.